CAAGCAUGCUCAACACCAAGAGGACCAGACAAACACAGAAGUGGGAUCCUGCGGGCGGCACAGACAAGGCGGUCUUUGAGAGGCAGCCCUAGUCAUAAUGAGCACAGAGAGGGGCGAGCAGGUCAUCAUUGAUACCUACUACACGACAGUCCACACACUUGGCAAGCAAAAUGAGGGCAGGCGGUUGCAAUACAUGCAGAAAGAUGGCAGUUUCCCAGUGGUUUUCCAGAAGGCCCCUGGACACUGGACCCUGUACCUGAUGGACAUCUUCACCACUCUUGUGGAGAUCCGCUGGAGGGUGAUGCUCCUCUUCUUUUCACUGUCUUACAUUAUAUCUUGGCUCUUUUUCGGUCUCUGCUAUUGGUUAAUUGCGUAUGUAAACGGUGACGUUGACAACGUAUAUAACGCACCCUGCGUGGACAACGUGCGUGGCUUUACUGGAGCCUUUAUGUUCUCAAUGGAGACCCAGGCAACUAUUGGCUAUGGCUUCAGGGGGAUGACUGAGAACUGUAUGGUGGCCAUUAUUGUGGUGACGGUUCAAGAUGUAUUUAGCUGCCUCCUCGACACCAUCAUCAUUGGUAUUGUUGUUGCGAAAAUGGCAUCUGCUCGUAAGAGAGCUCAGACGGUUGGUUUUAGCAGAUGUGCAGUGGUCAACCUGCGAGACGGGGUUCUGUGUCUGUCAUGGCGACUCGGGGACUUCAGGGGUAAUCACAUCCUGGAGGGUGUCGUCAAGGCCAUGUUAGUCCGCCAUGUGAAACAGCCAAAGGGGUCUGUUGUGAUGUCAUACCAGGACCUGCACAUCCAGAAUCGAGAUAUUGUCCUCGCCACACCAGCCACCAUUAUCCACAAGCUGGAGCCUGGCAGUCCCCUCUACAGCUUGGGCCCUGACGAAAUGCAGGCGGAAGAUUUUGAGCUGGUGGUGUCUUUCACCUACAAUGGUGACUCUACAGGUAUGCUCCACCAGAGUCGAACCUCUUACACAGCAGCAGACAUCCACUGGGGCCAGUGCUUCCAGGACAUGCUGAAACUGGGCAAGAAGCACUACAAGGUGAACUAUGCUCUUUUCAAUGUGACCACGUGGGUGCAGGUGCCACUGCUCAGUGCAGAGAAGUUGGACAGAAGGGGACGUCCUGUAGAGGGCAGUCAGUCCCGAGGACCUCUCGUAGCAUCAGGCAAGAGAAACGGACACACUAGCAAGAGGAAUCCUGACACCACUGAAGAGGUGAUGCAUCAAACCUGUUUGUAG
Cottoperca gobio is the source of this 1246-nucleotide messenger RNA. RefSeq names its product inward rectifier potassium channel 16-like. Bases 98 to 1246 code for a protein of 382 amino acids. Gene Ontology annotation, cellular component: plasma membrane. NCBI's taxonomy places the organism in Eukaryota, Metazoa, Chordata, Actinopteri, Perciformes, Bovichtidae. Gene Ontology annotation, biological process: potassium ion import across plasma membrane; regulation of monoatomic ion transmembrane transport. The transcript has 2 exons. Gene Ontology annotation, molecular function: inward rectifier potassium channel activity. The record is from RefSeq and is a predicted model, not a curated record.